Symbiodinium sp. CCMP2456 is the source of this 269-nucleotide messenger RNA. Lineage: Eukaryota; Dinophyceae; Suessiales; Symbiodiniaceae. The record is from the annotation of a GenBank genome assembly.
GACUUUUCAUCCUUGGUGCAAGGCAGAGCCUGUUGAGCACAGUACACCGUGAUACCAACAUCAGUGCUGACACGUGGAACGGGCAGGAACAUGCAGAAACUCCCCCGGGCAUGGAGAGCAUCGCUGCAGAAAGUUUCGCUCAAGAAGACUUUGCCUACUUCAUGAAGGUUGCUUGUGGGAAUGACACAGUUGUGCCUCGCGGAGAAUCAUCGGCUCCGGCAAUACUGGGCAGGGUGCCGGUGUGCGAAAAGAGGGCGGUUCUGCUUUGA